AUGGAGCUCAGUCAGGCUGUCGAGUGGAGCCGUGAGGAGAAUGUGGAUGUGUCUCAUGAUAUUUUGCUUAGCAAAGUGCCACUGAAUGUCGGAAAUGAUAUUGUGAGCCGUGUACUUGAUACAGUCAAAGUUUUGGGUCGCACUCGGAUACAUGGUUGCCUUGGCGACAAGACUGGUAGGCACAUGUUCAUUUUAGUGGAGACUGUUGCUGCUUUAGAGCCCGUUUCUUUACCCCCUGAGGUGGGAAUUGUAGGUGAAGCGGGUCCCUGGUCUGUUCAUGCUCUGAGUAGCUUGCCGUCUGCUAACCUCCCUGAAGGGGAUGCAUUUGAGGCCAAGCUGUUGGCAUUGUUACAGCAGGAGGGUAAGUCAAUGGGUGAUGUUAAUGCUGUUGUCAUGGGCACCCAGCCUCUGAGGUUGUUUUCAGGUUUGCGACCUGUUCCCCCUGGUGAGGAGGAAUAUGAUUCCUGGAUGGAACAGGCUACUCAGAUGAUCACUGAAUGGCAGUGUGCAGACGCUGCAAAGAGGCAACGCAUUGUUGAAAGCUUGCGUGGGCCUGCUGCGGACAUCGUGAGGUUCUUGAAGGUCAGUAAUCCCUCUUCCCCGGCUACUGAGUAUUUAGCUGCUCUUGACACUGUAUAUGGGUCAACUGAGAGUGGGGCAGAUCUUAUGGCAUCGUUUCGCCAUACAUUCCAGGAAGAUGGAGAGAGACUGUCUGCUUACCUCUAUCGCUUGGAUAAACUCCUCCACCGUGUUCUUGUGAGAGGAGGGAUUGGUCCUGCUGACUUGAAUCAUGCAUGCAUGGAGCAGCUCUUCAAGGGUGCCCUUACCACUGACUUGGUGGCUUUACGUGUGCGAAUGAUGCAUACUUUACAAGAUCCACCUACUUUCUCUCAGCUGAUGCGAGAAAUCCAAGAAGAGGAGCAUUGGCCUGGCCAGGUGUUGCAGCUUUCCGGCGUGCCUAAAUUACCUGGUACCUUUAUUGAAGUAGUGCCGCAGGUUCCGUCCACUAACCGCUCCGAGGAUGUCGGUGUGCUCAGUCCUUCUUCUUUUGACUUUGGCACUUCUUCUAUGCCAGAGGAGGCCAAGCGGCGCCUCUGUGAGAAGAUGAUGCAGCGAAACGAUGUUUUUCUGUCAUGA
Molecule: messenger RNA, 1137 nt
Organism: Lampris incognitus (smalleye Pacific opah)
Lineage: Eukaryota; Metazoa; Chordata; Actinopteri; Lampriformes; Lampridae
Product: paraneoplastic antigen Ma1 homolog
Exons: 3
Coding region: 1-1137 (378 amino acids)
Source: RefSeq, a predicted model, not a curated record